Messenger RNA from Hordeum vulgare subsp. vulgare (domesticated barley), 2155 nucleotides. Its product is annotated as serine/threonine-protein kinase BSK5-like. Gene Ontology annotation, molecular function: protein kinase activity; ATP binding; protein binding. The record is from RefSeq and is a predicted model, not a curated record. The transcript is spliced from 10 exons. Gene Ontology annotation, biological process: brassinosteroid mediated signaling pathway; protein phosphorylation. The coding region runs from base 325 to 1797 and encodes 490 amino acids. NCBI's taxonomy places the organism in Eukaryota, Viridiplantae, Streptophyta, Magnoliopsida, Poales, Poaceae.
GGCGAAGGAACAACACAGCCAAGCCAACAGGAGAGCGAAAAGCAGGGAGAGAGCGGAAAGCCCACCACCUUCCUUGGAUCCACAACCCACCCCACACCCCACACACGCCACUCCCUUCCCCUCCCCCCUCCCUCUCUCUCUUCCUCUCCCAUCGAGUAUUAUAGUCUUGGUCUAUUCGAGUCCUACCAGUAAGUAGCAGCGAGGCGAGAGCGAGGCGAGCGGAGCGGAGGAGGUGGUGGUAGUGGGGAGGAAGCAGCCGCAGCGGGGGAGUAAGGGAGGGAGAUCUAGCCGGAGGAGGAGGCGCGCGCAGGCAGGCCGGCGUCCAUGGGGGCUCGCUGCUCCAAGCUCUCCGCCUGCUGGUGGCCGCCGCACUUCAAAUCGCCCCGCCUCGAGAACGGCGCCGCCGGGGAGGACGGCAGCGGCGUCCCCGUCUUCGCGGAGUACAGCCUCGACGAGCUCCGCGCCGCCACCGACGGCUUCGCCACGGACCGCAUCGUCUCCGAGCACGGCGAGAAGGCGCCCAACGUCGUCUACCGCGGCACCCUCUUCAGCUCCGGCGCCACCGUCGCCAUCAAGCGCUUCGGCCGCUCCGCCUGGCCCGACGCGCGCCAGUUCGUGGAGGAGGCCAGGGCCGUUGGGCUGCUGCGGAGCGGUCGCCUGUCCAACCUCAUCGGUUGCUGCUGCGAGGGCGGCGAGCGGCUGCUCGUCGCCGAGUUCAUGCCGCAUGAUACCUUGGCAAAGCAUCUCUUCCACUGGGAGACGAAACCAUUGAGCUGGGCAAUGAGGGUGCGAGCUGCACUCUAUGUGGCCCAAGCACUGGAAUACUGCACCCUCAAAGGGAGGGCUCUCUACCAUGACCUUCAUGCAUACAGGGUCCUCUUUGAUGUGGAUGGCAACCCUAGAUUGUCAUGUUUUGGUUUGAUGAAGAACAGCAGAGAUGGGAAAAGCUACAGUACCAAUUUGGCUUUCACACCUCCUGAGUAUCUGAAGACAGGUAGAGUAAUCCCUGAGAGUGUGGUCUACAGCUUCGGUACCAUCUUGCUUGACCUCUUAAGUGGAAAACACAUUCCACCAAGCCAUGCCCUUGACCUUAUCAGAGGAAGGAACAUCACUGUGCUCAUGGAUUCUUGCUUGGAAGGUCAUGUCUCCAGUUCUGAUGGAACUGAAAUGGUGCGGUUAGCAUCCCGCUGCUUGCAAUAUGAAGCUCGUGACCGGCCAAACCUGAAAGCAGUAGUGUCUGCUCUUGCAAGCCUUCAAAAAGACGCUUCCGCUCCUUCACAUACUUUGCUGGGCAUCUCACAGGAUGCGGUCAAGGAGAACGCAGAGCAAGUUUCAUUUUCUGCUACUGAGAAAGCUUAUGCGACAGCAAACCUUGAGCAGGUGCAUGAGUUGCUGGAAAAUGAGGGAUAUGAUGAGGAUGAGACAGCAAGUUUUAAGGUGUCUUUAAGCUCAUGGCCUGGUCAACCAUCUGAGAGCAUUCAGGUCAAGAAGAAUGGAGAUGAUGCUUUUCAAUCCAAAGAUUUCACGACUGUGCUGGAGUGUUAUGCAAGGUUUAUCGACACCGGUGCAAUGGAGUCUCCGACCAUGCUAGUGCGGCGAGGCUUCGCGAACGUGGUGCUUGGAAGGAUGGAGGAUGCCCUGGAGGACGCAAGGAGAGCAGAGGGGAUAUCACCCGAGUGGCCGACGGCGCACUACCUGCAAGGGAUGGCGCUCAUCGGGCUCGGCAUGGAGCUCGACGGCCAUGAGAAGCUAAGGAUAGCUGCGUCCUUGGAAGCCCAGAGAACCGGUAGGAACUAGGACUGUAUAGAGCCGCCCGCGAUGACGCCUCCUCUUCUCUCUUUCUGUACCUAGGUCGCCUGCGCUUUUGGGUGUCGUCGGUCCAACCAGAUAUGCAUGCUUUGCAACCAGUGGCAGUAGGGUUGUUUUUUGGCCUCCCCUAACUUGAAUUGGUGUCCUCCUUAAGUGGUUUUUACAACAAACUCCUAGGCUGGCUGGCUGUUAUUACACCUCCGAUAUAUCCGUAUAAGUAAGAAAAAAAAAUGGGAAAUAGCAUUCCGUGGAUUUGAGAUUGUAAAUUGGCAUUAUUGUAGUCUUAUGUCUCUCUCUAAAUUCAUGUAUAUACAGAACUCCAAAGAGAAUAUCUGGUGUUUCGAAA